Molecule: messenger RNA, 603 nt
Organism: Fomitopsis serialis
Lineage: Eukaryota; Fungi; Basidiomycota; Agaricomycetes; Polyporales; Fomitopsidaceae
Exons: 5
Coding region: 1-603 (200 amino acids)
Source: RefSeq, a predicted model, not a curated record
AUGCCAGCAGACAUGAGAGGCCCUCACUACACCCCUACAGCGUAUCCUGCAAGGCAAGCGCUACUAUAUCUAUGGAAGACAGUUUUGAACUCUGGAUUCCACUACCCGUACUACGUUGGCCUCGAUGAUUACGGCAACACGACGCAGCAGUUGCUCGAGACUUUGGGGCCUCUUAACGACUCGGAGAUGAUGUCAGAUACUAUGUUGGGCCUGGCUACAGGAAGCCUAUGCCAAGAGCUACAACUACCGCUUGAAUAUUCAUUCAAUCCGGGAAUAUCACAUUUUGCGCCCUACCAUUCACACUGGCAGUUACUUCCAAUGCUGCCAGCAACGGCUCAUGACUCCCAGUCUACACUCACUAGUGGUGGACUCAAUGCCCAGCCGCAGCCCGAGUACAUGGCUUCGGGAGAAGCAGUGCAGUCUCGUAACACCGUCAGCUCUCAGCCGUUGAGUCUCUUGACGGUCUCCGAGCAAAUCACUCUGAACCGCAUUGCUGGAAGAUAUACACCACAAGACGGAGCUGACCUGUUGCCCAGUAUCCCAGGGUCAGCUGGCAUUGGAGGAACUACCAGGCCAGUUCGAAUCGACUACUUUGGACUGUAA